Molecule: messenger RNA, 2095 nt
Organism: Trifolium pratense (red clover)
Lineage: Eukaryota; Viridiplantae; Streptophyta; Magnoliopsida; Fabales; Fabaceae
Product: hydroxyisourate hydrolase-like
Exons: 11
Coding region: 483-1862 (459 amino acids)
Biological process (GO): carbohydrate metabolic process
Molecular function (GO): beta-glucosidase activity
Source: RefSeq, a predicted model, not a curated record
CAUAUUUUUUUCCUUCUUCUUCCUCCAAACAAAGAGAUCAGAACAAACCCAUUUUUCCAUCUUCUUCUCAUCACAGCACCAGCAACAUUGAACAAAGAUGUAGUUCACAUUGAACAACACCAACUACCCCAAACAAUGUUAACUCAUUGUUCUGCACUUUCUCAAUCACCACCACCACCACCACCACUACCACCUUCCAUAUCCAAAUUCAUCUCUAACCACCCAUGUCUCACCAUGCUCCAAAAUCACUGCACAACCAUCAAACACUUCCACCAAAUUUACCCUCACAUCAUCAAAACUGGUUCCACACGCGUCCUCACUUUCUGUGCCUCACUAUCUGAACAACAUUAACUAUGCUUACAAACUGUUCACCAGAAUGCCAAACCCAAAUCUUUAUUCUUGGAACACAAUUAUAAGAGCUUUUUCUACAACCUCAACUCCACAAUUUUCUAGAACCCUUCUAUUUUCAAAGCUUGUGCUAAAUGGGUGAUGCCCAUCAUAGAGUUCAGCUUCAUGGGUAUGCACAUGGAGAAAAUGGAGAUGUAGCUUGUGAUGGGUACCACAAAUAUAAGGAAGAUGUGCAGCUCAUGGUGGAAACAGGCCUUGAUGCUUACAGAUUUUCCAUUUCCUGGUCGAGAUUGAUACCAAAUGGCAGAGGACCUAUCAAUCCCAAAGGAUUAGAUUACUACAACAAUCUCAUCAAUGAGCUUAUCAGCAAUGGAAUCCAACCACAUGUCACACUGCAUAACUUUGAUCUUCCACAAGCGCUUGAAGAUGAAUAUGAAGGAUGGCUUAGUCGUGAUGUGGUAAGAGACUUCACAGAAUAUGCGGAUGUGUGUUUUAGAGAAUUUGGUGAUAGAGUGUUCUAUUGGACAACUGUGAAUGAACCCAAUGUAUUUGCAUUAGGUGGUUAUGAUCAGGGAAAUGCCCCACCACAACGAUGUUCUCCUCCAUUUUGUGCUAUAACAAACAACACUAGAGGCAACUCUACAUUUGAGUCCUACUUGGCCGUGCAUCAUAUAUUGUUAGCUCAUUCUUCUGCUGUCAGAUUAUACAGGACAAAGUAUAGGGACCAACAACACGGAUUUGUUGGUAUAUCUGUCUAUACAUUUGGAAUUAUACCCCAAACAAAUAAAGAAGAAGACGUGGUAGCAACUCAAAGAGCCCGUGAUUUUUUUGUUGGUUGGAUUAUGGAACCAUUGAUCUAUGGAGACUAUCCAAUCUCCAUGAAGAAAAAUGUUGGUGCAAGAAUUCCAACUUUCACAAACUGGGAAUCUAAACAAGUUAAAGGUUCAUAUGACUUUAUUGGCGUAAUUCACUACAUGAAUAUUAAUGUCUCGGACAAUUAUGGCGCUCUCAACAUCAAACUCAGAGACUUCCAUGCAGACAUGGCUGUAAAUUUGAUCUAUAAUCAAGAUCUGUUUUCAAAUACAGAGUACUCUGUCACACCAUGGGGUUUACAACUAGAACUCAAUAAAUUCAAGCUUCUUUAUGGCAAUCCUCCUAUAUUCAUUCUUGAAAAUGGUCAACGGACAGCUAGCAAUUCGUCACUCCUAGACUUUUCAAGGGUGAAAUACUUUCAUGGAUAUAUUGGUGCAGUGCUUGAUGCUUUGAGAAAUGGAUCAAAUGUAAAAGGAUAUUUUGCGUGGUCUUUUAUGGAUGUGUUUGAGUUGUUGGAUGGAUAUAGAGCAAGCUAUGGCUUAUAUUUUGUCGAUCACAAUGAUCCUGAGCUGAAGAGAUAUCCAAAGCUCUCUGCAAAAUGGUACAAAUGGUUUUUGAUGGGAAGAACAAGUAGUAUUGAACUUGUUGAGAAUGAGAAGGAUCCAUCACUUGUUUCUGAUCUUGGUCACUUGUUUGAGUAAGGGGGUUCCUAUUUCUACGGUGCUGCCACAUUCUCUUCAUUUUUGAUAAAAACACUUCAAUGUAUUAUAUAUAUUUUUAGAAACUUAGAAAUAGACUAAAAUAAUAUGGAUUUCAUAUUGUCUCAGUGAACUUAGUUCAGUCGACAACUCGACAUGGACAUCACAUUUUAUAGGAAUUGAGGUUUAAAGGUGUAAUGCCCUAGACUACUCGAGUAAAAAACAUGGAUUUGGUA